This is a messenger RNA of Cyclocybe aegerita, 1020 nucleotides long. NCBI's taxonomy places the organism in Eukaryota, Fungi, Basidiomycota, Agaricomycetes, Agaricales, Hemipholiotaceae. The record is from the annotation of a GenBank genome assembly.
AUGGCCAGAGACCGACUCGCCGCUAUGAGGGCCCAGCAGGGCAAUGUGAGCUCGAACUCGUAUCCGACGCAGGCGUCAGGAAACGGGGGCUAUCAAGGCAGGAGAACCAACCCAUACGCACAACAGGACGACCGCGCAUAUGAAAUGUCUGAUGUUAGGGACAGCAGGACACACUUGGCUCCAUCCACGCCAACAGGAGGGGGAGGGGGAGGUGACAUGUCUGCCUUCUACAGCGAGAUCUCUUCCAUCCAAGACACCAUCCGAACGCUCAACGACAAUGUUGCACGAAUUGGCGACCUCCACUCACGGUCGCUAAACAACAUGGACGAUGUUGCCGCCCAACGGAAUGCGGCACAACUUGACGAGCUGGUGGAGGACACGAGCGCACUCGGCGCAACCCUCAAGCGGCGUGUCAAGGCGUUGGAGGCGCAAGGCGGUUCGGGGCGUGAUGGGCAAAUACGGAAGCAGCAGACGGCGUUCGUAAAGUCGAAGUUCGUUGAGGCCAUUCAAAAUUACCAAAAUGUGGAACAACAAUAUCGUACGAAGUAUAAGCAACGGAUGGAGAGACAGUACAAAAUUGUGAAACCCGAUGCAACACCGGAGGAAAUUCGGGCAGUCGUCAAUGAUGAACAGGGUGGUCAGAUUUUCAGCCAAGCGCUCAUGAAUUCUCGAUACACUGAUUCGCGAGCGGCUUAUCGUGAAGUCCAAGAACGGCACGAAGACAUCAAACGUAUCGAGAAGACUCUGGCAGAGCUGGCGCAGUUGUUCAAUGACAUGAGCGUCCUCGUGGAACAACAGGACGAGACGAUUAAUGUCAUUCAGACGCAAGCAGCAGGAGUGGCGAAAGAUACAGAAGCAGGGCUUCAAUACACAGAGAAGGCCGUGACCUCCGCUCGCGCCGCCCGCAAAAAGCGGUGGAUAUGCUUCUUCAUCACUCUGGUUCUCCUCAUUAUCAUCGGUAUCGUUGUUGGUGUUGUCGUUAACAACCAGGUACAAGCCUCGAAGAACAAUAACAAUUAA